Molecule: messenger RNA, 4127 nt
Organism: Oryctolagus cuniculus (rabbit)
Lineage: Eukaryota; Metazoa; Chordata; Mammalia; Lagomorpha; Leporidae
Gene: LRP12
Product: LDL receptor related protein 12
Cellular component (GO): plasma membrane
Molecular function (GO): protein binding
Source: RefSeq, a predicted model, not a curated record
GCGGCGGCCCCUCCCCUCCCCCUCCCGCCGCCGCCGCGGAGAGCGCAGGGAGCAGCCUGGGGCUCGGCGGCGGCGGCGUCUGGCCCCAGCUCCUCCUCCAUCUCCUCCUCGCUCCCUCCAUCUGCCGUGGUUAUGGCCCGUCGCUGGAGCACAAAAGAGUCUCCGCGGUGGAGGUCUGCGUUGCUCUUGCUGUGCCUCGCUGGGGUGUACGGAAAUGGUGCUCUUGCAGAACAUUCUGAAAAUGUGCAUAUUUCAGGAGUGUCAACUGCUUGUGGAGAGACUCCAGAACAAAUUCGAGCACCAAGUGGCAUAAUCACAAGCCCAGGCUGGCCUUCUGAAUAUCCUUCCAAAAUCAACUGUAGCUGGUUCAUAAGAGCAAACCCAGGGGAAAUCAUUACUAUAAGUUUUCAGGAUUUCGAUAUUCAAGGGUCUAGAAGAUGCAGUUUGGACUGGCUGACAAUAGAAACAUAUAAGAAUAUUGAAAGCUACAGAGCUUGUGGUUCCACAAUUCCCCCUCCAUAUAUCUCUUCACAAGACCACGUCUGGAUCAGGUUCCAUUCGGAUGACAGCAUCUCCAGAAAAGGUUUCAGACUGGCAUAUUUUUCAGGGAAAUCUGAGGAACCGAACUGUGCUUGUGAUCAGUUUCGUUGUGGUAAUGGAAAGUGUAUUCCAGAAGCCUGGAAGUGUAAUAACAUGGAUGAAUGUGGAGACAGCUCCGAUGAAGAGAUCUGUGCCAAAGAAGCUAAUCCUCCAACAGCUGCUUCUUUUCAACCCUGCGCUUACAACCAAUUCCAGUGUCUCUCCCGCUUUACCAAAGUUUACACCUGCCUCCCCGAGUCUUUAAAAUGUGAUGGGAACAUUGACUGCCUUGACCUAGGAGAUGAAAUAGACUGUGAUGUGCCAACUUGUGGACAGUGGUUAAAGUAUUUUUAUGGAACUUUUAAUUCUCCCAAUUAUCCAGACUUUUAUCCUCCUGGAAGUAAUUGCACCUGGUUAAUAGAUACUGGUGAUCAUCGUAAAGUCAUUUUACGCUUCACUGACUUUAAACUUGAUGGUACUGGUUAUGGCGAUUACGUCAAAAUAUACGAUGGGUUAGAGGAAAAUCCACACAAGCUUUUGCGGGUGUUAACUGCCUUUGAUUCUCAUGCACCUCUUACAGUUGUUUCUUCUUCUGGACAGAUAAGGGUACAUUUUUGUGCUGAUAAAGUGAAUGCUGCAAGAGGAUUUAAUGCUACUUAUCAAGUAGAUGGCUUCUGUUUGCCAUGGGAAAUACCCUGUGGAGGGAACUGGGGGUGUUAUACUGAGCAGCAACGAUGUGAUGGGUACUGGCAUUGCCCAAACGGAAGAGAUGAAAUCAACUGUACCAUGUGCCAAAAAGAAGAAUUUCCAUGUUCCCGAAAUGGUGUCUGUUAUCCCCGUUCUGAUCGCUGCAACUACCAAAAUCAUUGCCCAAAUGGCUCAGAUGAAAAAAACUGCUUUUUUUGCCAGCCAGGAAAUUUUCAUUGUAAAAACAAUCGUUGUGUAUUUGAAAGCUGGGUGUGUGAUUCUCAGGAUGACUGUGGCGAUGGCAGUGAUGAGGAAAACUGCCCAGUAAUUGUGCCCACCAGAGUCAUAACUGCAGCUGUCAUAGGGAGCCUGAUCUGUGGCCUGUUACUCGUCAUUGCUUUGGGAUGUACUUGUAAGCUUUAUUCUCUGAGAAUGUUUGAACGAAGAUCAUUUGAAACACAGUUGUCAAGAGUGGAAGCAGAAUUGUUGAGAAGAGAAGCUCCUCCUUCUUAUGGACAAUUGAUUGCUCAGGGUUUAAUUCCACCAGUUGAAGAUUUUCCUGUUUGUUCGCCUAAUCAGGCAUCUGUUUUGGAAAACCUGAGGCUAGCUGUGCGAUCUCAGCUUGGAUUCACUUCAAUCAGGCUUCCUAUGGCAGGCAGAUCUAGCAACAUUUGGAAUCGUAUUUUUAAUUUUGCAAGAUCACGUCAUUCAGGGUCAUUGGCUUUGGUCUCAGCAGAUGGAGAUGAGGUGGUUCCUAAUCAGAGUACCAGCAGAGAACCUGAGAGAAAUCAUACUCACAGAAGUUUGUUUUCUGUGGAGUCUGACGACACUGAUGCAGAGAACGAGAGAAGAGAUGCAGUGGGAGCGUCUGGUGGGGUUGCAGCUCCUUUACCCCAAAAAGUGCCUCCCACAACAGCAGUAGAAGCAACAGUGGGAGCAUGUGGAAGUUCCUCAACUCAGAGUGCUCGAGGUGGUCAUACGGAUAGUGGAAGAGAUGUGGCAAGUGUGGAACCCCCAAGUGUGAGUCCGGCACGGCACCAGCUUACAAGUGCGCUAAGUCGUAUGACUCAGGGGCUACGUUGGGUUCGUUUUACAUUAGGGCGAUCAAGUUCCGUAAGUCAGAAUCAGAGUCCCUUGAGACAACUUGAUAAUGGGGUAAAUGGUAGAGACGAAGAUGACGAUGUCGAAAUGCUAAUUCCAGUUUCUGAUGGAGCUUCAGAUGCUGACGUGAAUGACUGCUCCAGACCUCUUCUUGAUCUUGCCUCCGAUCAAGGACAAGGGCUUAGACAACCAUACAGUGCAACAAACCCUGGCGUAAGACCGAGCAGUCGAGAUGGCCCCUGUGAGCGCUGUGGCAUCGUCCACACUGCUCAGAUUCCAGAUACUUGCUUAGAAGCAACACUGAAGAAUGAAACGAGUGAUGAUGAGGCUUUGUUACUUUGUUAGGUACGAAUCUGGUAAGGGAGAUUGUAAGUUGGAGCAAUAUCCGUUCAUUGUUUUGUAACUUUACAAUUGAACUAGUUUUAGUUUAAAAAGAAACAAAAAGAUGCAGGGUGAUUUCUUAUUAUAUGUUAGCCUGCAUGGUUAAAUUAAAUAACUCAUAACUCAGAAUUUAGAGUUUCCUGUUUUUAGCAGCUACAUGUUUAUGUAUUCAUUUUGUUUGAUAAUGUUCUUCCAUUGGUUUCUCCUUGUUUUUAUCCUGGUACUGUAGUUCACUGUAGAAAUGUGGCUGCUGAAACAUUUAUUUGACUGUCAUUUUAUCUAUCCUAUGUUAAAAGGUUUGUUUGUACGAAAUAGUACCUUAUUUUAAUUGAAUCUUUUAUGCUUUUGCCAACACACCUUAUAACUUAUGCUAGAUGUUAAGGUUGUUAAUGUACAAAAAAAAGCAAGCCCUUAUACUCACCUGUGUUCUUAUUUGUCUAACAUUUGACUCUUACUGGAUUUCAUCAUAAUAUGAACUUGUCAACAGGAAAAAAAGUUUCUCAAAAUUUUUUUCUUAUGUUUAACAUGCAGUGAUGUGAAAUUUAGGUAGAGUUAGAUAAAUUAAUGGCAAAAACAAAACUCUUUUAUAGAUUUUCUAAUGUUGACUUUAAUACUCAAAUAUGGUACAAACCAAAUGGUAAAAUCCCUACACGUUUAAUUUUUUUCAUCUGUAUUUAGGGACAGGAUCGAGAGAAUGAAGAUACUCUACUAUGCAUUAAAUCUUGAACUUUAUAAAAUAUGUACAAAAAUUGUACAUGACAAGUUCCAACUGGUAAUGUCUUUCCCUAAUAUAGGGUUAUGCUUGUAUUGGACCCUAGGGAUUUGCACUAAAAUCAUAUCAAGGUCUCAGAUGAGUUUAGUGCACAAGCACUAUCACUUUAAAUAUUAUUAUUUGCUACCACAGUAACUAUAUAUUUCCAUAGCUUUGGGGGGGGCAUUUUUAUGACAACUUGAAAUUGCUUUGCUGGUUUCAUAUUUAUUUGUUGUAUUUAAAAACUGCAUUAUUGUAAGAGUGAUUUUUUUCCAGUAUAUUUUAUUCAUGGGGGGAUUAAGCUACAGUCUUGAAGAAAAGCAGACGAGUCAUUCAGAUCGCCCCCCAUUUUUUUAGUAAAGUGAAUUGCAGAAUCCUGUAUAUUUUUUUUAUUGUCAGUUCCUGUUUAUUUAUUCUUUAGCUGUCUGUUUUAGUAGCUUAAUAAUUGAGUAUGAAAAAUGUAUUUGUGUGUGAUUAUUGCUAUUUAUUAAAUUUAAGUACUUUGCUGAAUGUCAUUUUAAAGCAUGUUUGAGGUCUUGUGUAUUUGUCUUGUUAUGCUGUCAGAAAGAACUGACUAAAAUGUUUUAAUAUGUAUCAAAAAUUAAAAUAAUUUUUUUUAUUGCCUUGA